Molecule: messenger RNA, 1602 nt
Organism: Trichosurus vulpecula (common brushtail)
Lineage: Eukaryota; Metazoa; Chordata; Mammalia; Diprotodontia; Phalangeridae
Gene: SOCS2
Product: suppressor of cytokine signaling 2
Exons: 3
Coding region: 373-969 (198 amino acids)
Biological process (GO): phosphatidylinositol phosphate biosynthetic process; intracellular signal transduction
Cellular component (GO): phosphatidylinositol 3-kinase complex
Molecular function (GO): 1-phosphatidylinositol-3-kinase regulator activity
Source: RefSeq, a predicted model, not a curated record
UCUCGGGCAGGGAUGUGACCAUUCGUUCCUUUCAAUGUCACGGGCUUCGAUUCCCCCUCCUUGGGGAAAAUCGGCGCCUUAGUGUGAGAAAGAAGACUUCACUGUCCAGCAGACCGCAGAGGGCUCCCAGGCUGGGGACCAGGCGAAUAGAGGGUGACGGUGUGGUGGGGGACUUUUCCAUCCUCCUGCCCCGCACUGGGGAGGAAAAGCUGCCAGAAUCCCCUUCCUCACCAGCUUGGCUUUCUCCUCGGGAGGUGUUUUGACAAUCCCCUUGACUUCAAGGAAGGACUGACGGCCCACUCAGACCCCACAUCGUCUUCCUCUGAGCCCCGGUUUGGGUGGCAACUUCUCAGUCGUGGUGACCCUUUCCCCAUGACCCUAAGGUCCCACGAGUCCACCGUGGAUGGUGCGGAAGGGACCCGAAGCCGGUGGGGGGCGGCAGGUACAGCAGAGGAGCAGCCCUCGGAAGUGGUGCGUUUGGCUACAGCCAUGCGGGAACUGAGCCAGGCAGGGUGGUACUGGGGAAGCAUGACUGUUAAUGAAGCCAAAGAAAAAUUAAAAGACGCCCCCGAAGGAACCUUCCUGAUCAGGGACAGCUCUCAUUCCGACUACUUGCUCACUAUAUCUGUUAAAACCUCAGCGGGACCGACCAAUCUGCGAAUAGAAUACCAGGAUGGGAAAUUUAGAUUGGACUCCAUCAUCUGCGUCAAAUCCAGGCUGAAACAAUUUGAUAGCGUGGUACAUCUAAUUGAAUACUACGUGCGAACUUGCAGGGACAAGAGGACGGGUGCCGAAACCCCUCGGAAUGGGACCGUGCAUCUGUACUUGACAAAACCCCUCUAUACUUCCACUCCAACCCUUCAGCAUCUCUGUAGACUCUCUAUAAACAAAUGUACAACUAAGAUCUGGGAAUUGCCUUUACCAACAAGACUAAAAGAUUACUUGAAAGAAUAUCAAUACCAGGUAUAAGUUUCUCUCUUUUUUCUAAACACGCCUCAUGUACAAUCUUCUCUGAAUGCAGCUAUGUUAAGAGAGCCAAAUCAUCAUAGCCCCGGCUAGCCACGUGUCCAAUUGAGAAAUGGGAUUUCCCCGUAAGAACAACUGCAGUCAAAUGAAUUUAAAUGUCCAAGGAAGGCUGGGGGUGGGGUGGGGGUGGGAACAAGUUAACAUUAUUAAAAUCCUCAUCAGUAUUCUCAUCUGAGUGACUUUACCCCGACAACGCUAAAUGAGUCUCUCCCUUUUUUAUGAUUGAGUGUUUGGUGGUACAUUUGCUAAUCUGAGGAUUGGGGAAACCUCUUUUUUUUUAACAGGUCAUUUUUGUGUGUGGGCUCUUAGCCGUCGGGGUGUCAAGGGUACAUGCUGCCAGGUGUCUAGCUGAUGUUAAAGCUCAGAGCUGGCACCAAAAGAACUGGAAAGGGAGAAGCCGAGACGGGGCUGCUCACAACUCACUUGCCUGAUGGUCAAGUGCUGUCUUAGGAUGUCUAUUUUACAUUCUGGUGUACUUGUUUAGAGUUUUUUUUGUUCUUGUUAAACAGAACAUGCUUGUCAGUAUUUAUCUUUUGUUUUAUACCAUUCACCAAACCCAAAAGAGUGACCGUGAAA